AUGGAGAAAAUGAACCUGGGCUACGACGUGCUCCGAGAAGUCAAUCCCAGAAUCAUCUUCACCAGCGUAUCCGGCUAUGGCCCCGACGGCCCCUUCGCCUCCCGCGCAGGCUACGACAUGAUAACCGGCGCCGAAGCAGGCCUUCUCCACCUACAAGGCGAACGCGGCCGCGGCCCCGUCAAAGCCGGCAUCGCCGUCACAGACCUCUCCACCGGCCUGUACGCCCACGGCGCCAUCCUCGCAGCUCUGCACGCACGACACCGCACAGGUGUUGGUCAGAAGAUCGAUGCGUCGUUGUUCGAGACGCAGGUGGCGCUGUUGAUGCAUUCGGCGAUGGCGUGGUUGAAUCAGAAGCAGGAGGGCACGAGGUGGGGUGCGCAGCAUCCUAGUGUUGUGCCUUAUGAUGCUUUUAAGACUAAAGAUCUUUACAUCGUCUGCGGCGCCGUGAACGAUAAGCAAUUCCUCAAGCUCUGCACUAUCUUGGGCAAACCGGAGCUGGCGAAGGAAGAACGAUUCGGCGACGGUCAAUCUCGAGUCGACAAUCGCGAUGAUCUGCACGCGAUCCUAGAUGAUCUCUUCGUGUUGAAGACCACGGACGAGUGGAUGGCGCUGUUCGAUGGCACCGGCUUGCCGUAUGGUCCAAUCAACAACAUGGAGCGUGUGUUCGAGCAUCCGCAGACGGAGGCGCGGGAGAUGGUGCAUGAUGUGCCGUACGAGCAUGCUACGUCUGGAAAGCUGUCCCUGCUUGGUCCUGCGGUCAAGAUGAGUGACACCAAGCCAACGAUAAGACGGCGGCCGCCGCUUCAUGGCGAGCAUACUGCAGAAGUGCUGCAGGAGUAUGGGAUUGAUGCCAGGGAGCUUGACGCGCUGAAAAAGGACGGUGUAGUGUAA
This is a messenger RNA of Saxophila tyrrhenica, 891 nucleotides long. RefSeq lists its product as uncharacterized. NCBI's taxonomy places the organism in Eukaryota, Fungi, Ascomycota, Dothideomycetes, Mycosphaerellales, Extremaceae. The coding region runs from base 1 to 891 and encodes 296 amino acids. The record is from RefSeq and is a predicted model, not a curated record. Gene Ontology annotation, molecular function: catalytic activity. The transcript has 4 exons.